This is a messenger RNA of Pecten maximus, 10660 nucleotides long. RefSeq names its product muscle M-line assembly protein unc-89-like. Gene Ontology annotation, biological process: homophilic cell-cell adhesion; synapse organization. Gene Ontology annotation, molecular function: protein binding; axon guidance receptor activity. NCBI's taxonomy places the organism in Eukaryota, Metazoa, Mollusca, Bivalvia, Pectinida, Pectinidae. The record is from RefSeq and is a predicted model, not a curated record. Gene Ontology annotation, cellular component: axon; neuronal cell body; plasma membrane.
AUGUCAAGUGGUUCUUCAGACGGUGGAGGUUCCAGAGGUGCAGAUAAUGUAUUUGAGUCCAGUCAAGUCAGCAAAACAUUUAAAAGUUACCUGUUUGCUGGAAAUAUAAGCUGCCCAAAGAGGGAAGGAGAUCUGUUACAUAGUGAGAGUAACUUACGAAAAAAGUUUCGACUAAAAUCUGAUGGUUCCGAUUCUGAGUCUGACAAAAAGGAUGUGAGUCUUACGGCCAGUGUGUACAACAACAGAUGGUCUCACCUGAAAUCUGAUGAGUCUCACAACAACUUCAGUCCUAGAAAUUCACAGUCAUCUGCAAAAAGUUUACAGGAAACAAGUUCAGCUCCAGUUAAGAGAUUGAGACUAAAGUCGGAUGGAACGCCACCGAAUUCUCCUCCACAUAAUAUGAAUCAUCUGGCCGAUCCCAAACAGACAAAGAUGAGUCUGAUGGGCAAAAUGCCUGCAGGGAGUUACAAGGUGAGGAUAGCUCGAUAUAAAUCACCUGAAACUCAUCAUGAGGAACCAACGAAGUAUAUCAGUAAAACAGUAUGGCGUUCAUCUCUCCAUGAAAGCAAUGAGGAUUCGGUGUUUAGGAAGGAUGCCAGUCCAUCUGAGUAUGGCAGCAAAAAGCCACCCCGGUCUCAGAGAAAAAUAUUUCGUAUGAAGUCUGACGAAAACUUGUUGGAUGAACCAGUUGAAAAUAAGAAAACUUCAAAGGAACAAAAUGGUGAAAUAACUCUAAGCAGAGAUGUGCGUGUUUCUCCAACUGAACGGAAAAUGAUGCGUGUGAAAUCGGAGAGCAACCUGUUGACUCCUUUAACAACUCGUACAGUAAAUAGGGCAUCACUACUGGACAAAGAACAAGAUCAAGCUCCAUUAUUCUUGAGGCGGGCAGAGAAAAACUCCAAGAUCACAGAUGCAAGGUAUGGAUUUACACGUAAUUCGCGGAAUGCGGAUUACAUGGACACUGAGAAUGGCUACAAUGACACUGGUGGUAGUAUGAAGGUCAAGGUCAGAGAUUCCAGUCCCUCUGGGUUGAGUUUAAAACUUGACAGAUCCAUAUCAUCUCCUGGCAAUAGUCAGCCAGAUAGUCCGUCACGUCUUAGACUCCAGGAAAGGAUGCGGCGCCGUGUUUCUGAAUCAGAUGUUUUACGAGAUAUUGAGACAUCUUCUCUAGUCAUUGAUGUUGAUAGAAAUUUCAGUUCAGCACUGGAAGUAGAGACAGCAAUUGAGAACUUGCAGGACCAGCUGAAGCUAUGUACAGACUUCUCAGAGAGGAGAAAGAUACGAGCUGCGGUACGGAAGCUGAGAGAGAGGAAACAAGCAUUAGAAAACUGUGACAGUGGAAGUGACAAAACUCCCAUCAGCCCACAGGAGAUCCCGUUUGUAAGGGAGACAACUCCGUUGACCAGGGUUGAUCCGGAUUUGACUCCCCUGAAUGGAUACACUGACAUAGAAAGCAUCCCUGAACUACGACGUCUAUUGACUGAAGAAACCGACUAUGAUGAGAAGAGAAAGAUUCGUCUUGCUCUCCGACAACUGCGACAACGAGAACGUGAGCGAGAGAGUGGGGACCAGCCAGUAAAUGGUAGGAUUCUGACAACAAACCACAGCUUUAUCGAACAGCGGCAAAAAAACUUUGUGAAAGAUUCCAACGCCACAUCAUCAUCAUCAUCACCACAGACAACAGUAGGACACAACUCAAACAUUCCAGAGAAUGGGAUCAGUUAUCAAAACAGUGAAGUGAUCCUGAAUGGGUAUGAUGACAAGUCACAUGACCACACUCCUGUGAAUAGCCAGAGAAGGUUUAGUGAUUUCAGUGGAACUGCUAACAAAAAGAGUUACAGAAGGUCAAGUGAUGCUAGUAGAAUUGAUGAGCAUAAUUUAGUGUUAAACAAAGACAAGCCUCACCACCUAUCUUCUCCCUCUGUCUGUAGAGAUGCUGGCUCUCCUGUUCCAAAAUCUUCAGAAGUAAAACCUACAUUUCAUUCCUCAUUAUCAAUUGCACAUUUGCGAUCAAGCAGAACAUUUUCUCCUCCACCAAAAUUGUCACCUCCAUCAGAUAAAUCUACGACCUCCUCUUCAUCACAAUCAUCACCAACCACUACUUCAUCAAGGUCAUCACCUACGACACCUUUAUCUGGGUCAUCACCUACGACACCUUUAUCUGGGUCAUCACCUACGACACCUUCUGUAUUGCAAUCCUCACCUGUGACAUCUGGUUCAUCUCCGUCAACAGACUCAGGAAAUGUCAAGGACAUUCAUGUCCAAAGAAACAAUUCAUUAGACACGUGCCAAACACCUAGCUCACCUACAUGUGGGGAAGCAAGUCCCAAGUAUCAGCGACGAUUCUCUUUGUCUGCCAUCACUCCUAAGAAAGACCAUGUGAAAGGCAAAGAGGAGAUUAAACAAGGAAGUGAUUUUGAAGCUUUGGGAAAGUCUUGGAUAGAGAAAAAGAAGCGGUCGUGUUCACUUCCAGGAAACAGUGAAGUUUUGAAUUCCUCAGACAUGGAGGCUGCAUUCUCCGAGUUACUCAGUGCUGUGGACCAUGAACCACAAAACAGUGUUAGCACUUCCAACGACCUUGACCUUUUGGUUGAAGACUCAAAAGUGGAUAUUAAUGAAAAUGAAAAGAUUGAGGAAGCAAUAAUAAAGAAGACUGCUACUGAUGCCAAAAGUUCGCCCCUUUCUGACAAAGAAAAUAGUGACAAAACACUGGUCACUACGCCACAGAGGCCACAUCUUGUCUUGGAUGUUAAUUCUACGCCAGAGAAAAAUAGUGCAAUAUCAAUAAUAGAAGAUGACGAUGGUGCGGUAUCCGUGUCGAGCACAUCUCAGAAAAAUGUUGGUGAUACCACCAUCACACAAAAGAUGAAACUUCGUAGAUCGGAGAGCAAUGCAGAAGAAGAAGAACGGGAUACAAUCAUUGAAACAAAACUAACGUCUCCUGGUGGGACUUAUCACUACGAAAAAGACGUGACCAAAUCAAAGCGUAAAAUCACACAGCGAGGGUCGGAUUACUUUUCUCGUAGUAAAUAUGUAGUGAGAAAGAAAAGAGAUGAUUCAGGGGAGGAAAUCGAAGAACAUGAUAUUUCUCUGGAGACGGAUAAUUUCUCUGUGACCAAAGGGGAAGCAUGGGGGGAUAAGGCAGAGGCCAAAGUGGAGAUGUCCAAACCGAUGGACACCUUACUCCCGCCAAAACAAACCUCCAAGGAACACGUUAGUGAUAAGGCAGGUGGGCGAAUGAAUGUGUCUAAAACCAGCAGUGGGUACGGUAGUGUUUCUGGGUCAGACGAGGAAGAACGAGAGGAAACAAUUAUCAUCUACGGGCAACAAGGGAGACCAUCAGGUUGCCCGGAGAUUCGGACCACAUUGAAGGAAGUUCUAGCACUAGAGGGCAGUGCAGCUACCCUGGAGUGUGCAGUGACAUGUUCUCCCCUCCCUACUGUUACCUGGUAUAAAGACAAUAAGGCUCUCAGCUCCUCUGUACGAUAUGACACCAAGUUCGAUGGCCCAUCAGGAAAGGCAUCCCUCACUAUCAAAAGUUCCGGGAAUGAAGACAUGGGGGAAUACAAAUGUAACUUUCGAAACCCUCUGGGAGAGGCGGAAACAACAUCAAAGAUUGUCAUUAAAAAGAAAGCCACAAAAAAGCCUGAAUUCAAAAAGAGAUUGAAGGAGCAGUCUGUGACGGAAGGACAAUCAGUCGAACUGGAAUGUGUGCUGAAGGAGGCAUCCACUGUGUCAUGGUACAAAGAUGGAAUCAUACAGCGUAACUCGGCUGAUUUUAAACAGACCUUUGAUGGUGUCACAGCUAAACUGGAAAUCUCUGAAAUAUUUCUUGAUGACAAGGGCGAAUAUGCAUGUGUGGCCAAAAAUGAUCUCGGCGAGACAAAGACAGUGUGUAAAAUAAAUGUGAAAGAAACUGCCAGUGAUGCCAAUGUUGCACCAAUAUUUCUGACAAAGCCUGGCAGUAAGAUACUUAACGGUGGGGACACGCUACUUCUCGACUGUGAUGUCAUUGGUACACCAAAGCCAACAAUCUCCUGGACACGGGAUGGCAAUCGACUAGCCACCAAUCGUGGCUGUAGGGAAACAUAUGACGGCCGUGUGGCAACACUAAAAAUUUCAGACGCCAGUAAGGACGAUAGUGGUAAAUACGAGUGCACGGCAGAGAAUAUCGCAGGCAAGGUGACAGUGGACGCUCUCAUCGUUGUCAAAGCAAAACAGGGUCCACCAGUUAUUCAUCACCAGCUGACGGACAUCUCCGUGGUGGUGGGGAAAUCUGUCACCCUCCAUUGUGAUGUGAGAGGAAGUCCUGUUCCAAUGAUCAUGUGGAGAAAAGAUGGCCAGGUCAUUGGGAACAUGCCCGACUUCCAUCAAACCUAUGACAGCAAUGUCGCUCGACUCACCAUCAAAGAAAUAUUUGAACAAGACAAUGGAUGUUACGACUGUGUUGCUAGGAACAAUUUUGGAUCUGUAACAUCGACAUGCAAAUUAAAAGUUAUAGAUGAAGAUAGUGCCAAAACCAAAAUGUCACCAAAAUUGGGAGUACGUAAUAAAACUCCUCAGAAAACAGACUGGAUUGUGGGUAGGGAUAAAGGUCAAACAGCUGCACCAUCCUUGACCCCAUCAAAAUCCACUGGGGUCAAGAGAAGUGAAAGCAUGCGAGUGACAUCAGACCAUGGAGUACGUGAUAGAUUCAUGAAAAAAAUAGAUGAAAAGAGUGCUAAAUCUACCUCUGAGAAAGAAGAGUUCAGCAAAGUUUUAAAUGGUUUAGGCAAGAGUGGUAAGGCCAUGGAUGAUUCCAAAGACAACCCUUUUAAAUCUCUUAGCAACAAAGAUGAUGAGCAAAAGCGUGUGUCACCUUUUAGAGAUUUAGACAAAGUCAAGGAAAAACCUAAGGUGGAUAAUGACCCGCCAUGGAAAAAUGUUUCGUUACGUCGAACAGAAAGUGCACGCGUUCCUACAAAACCAGCUUGGUCACGAGAUAAAUCAGAAGAUAAACAAGCAGCACAAUCUGACAAAUCAACGCAAGACAAACCAAAAAUUCCUACAGGUGCUUUAAGUGAUUCAAAAUCUUCUACAAGGCCAUCAUUAAAUCUAGAGAAAUCAGAUUCUGUCACAAAAGUUCCAGCUCAAACAGAUAUUCCUCCACGACCUACAAUAACACUACGCCGGUCAGAGAGUGCACAUGCUGGCAGGAGUCUUUUCCAAAAGAAGGAUUUCUUGGCUCGUGCAAUUGAUUUAGCAAUGGAAAAAUCGAAACAACAAGAAAUUAACAAUAACCGAUAUCAGGUGGUGGAGGAAGCACCGUCUUCCUCGUCUUCUUCAAUACCCUCCACAGAGAAAGAGCAGGAGAAGAAUUUGGUCAAAACAGAUUUAUCCAAAAAUGGUGCUAUAGAGGAAAAAACUGGUCCAACAAAGCUGGGUAGGACACAGAGUGCAAGACUUCUGUUUGAAAACAAGUGUAAUUCACCGGAUGUUAAACCAGAGACACCAUUGGCAAACUUUCUGGCUCGCCGAGACAAUGGAGUGAGAAGAACCUCAAGCCUCAAAGUAACACCAGCGGAGAAAGAAGCAGGGUGGUUCAGAAACAAAUUACAACAAAGUGGUCCUGAGUCUUCUCCAUUGGCUAAGGGAGACAAGACCACCAUGCCUUCCUAUGAAACGAUGGACGAUGAGGAGGAGCUGCACAAAUAUCUCUCCAAGACCGAGGACUUCGAGGAGAGGAAGAGAAUUCGGACCAGAAUGAGAGAGCUGCGAGAAAUCAAAAGUAAGGAAAUUGAAGAGCGUAGAAUCCAGCGAGAGAAGGAAAAUGAGGACAUAAUAAAGCGUAGACAUGAACAGGCAGACAAACAAAAAGCCAAAACGUUGGCCGAGUUUGACAAGAUGGCCAAGACAGCAUCGCAGCAACACAACAAGACACUGCAGGCAUCAGAGGAUAGUCUAAAGGAGAAAAUCCGGCGUGCUGAUGAGGACAAGGCCAGGACACUAGCUGUCUACGACGACCUCGCACAGAAGGGUACGACCCGCACCUCAACUGUCUCCAAAACACAGGAAAUUCCAGGGGGAACAAGAACAACCGUUAUUAAAAAAACAGAAACAACUGCAGGGUUCGGAGGUGUUGGUUAUGGUAGUAAACCCACAGCAGAACAAGCUGCAAAAUUUUUGACAGAGCAACUUAAAAAUGCGUCUUGCAUCGGAACUGAGGGUAAAAUAUCGGUAAAAACCGAGAGCUGGAGCAGUCGAGAUGGAGUCACACACACAUCCCAGAAAUCUGAAGCUUGGGGAGCAAAACCUGGAGCUGGUGGUGCAAUGGCUGCAUUUAAAAAAAUGGAUUCUGCAGCAGCUCCCCCUGGUGGUAGUCGACCAAACUUCAUGGCGGCUCAAGGUCGCGGGGGAGGUGGCGGAAGCAAGGUCACACGUAGUCCAAGUGCCAUCAAAACUAUGUUGUUGGAGUGGUGCAAAUCUAAAAUCAACCAUUACGAGGGAAUUGAGGUGACAAAUUUCUCAAGCAGUUGGAACAAUGGGAUGGCAUUUUGUGCUCUGAUCCAUAAUUUCUACCCAGAUGCAUUUGAUAUUACCAAACUCAACCCCAAAAAUAGACGGGCCAACUUCAACCUCGCAUUCGAUACAGCUGAGCAGUAUGCAGACAUUGCGCCCCUUCUGGAUGUGGAGGACAUGGUUCGUAUGAAGAACCCUGACUGGAAAUGUGUGUUUACCUAUGUACAGAGUUUCUACCGCAAACUCCACAACCAUGAGGCUAACAAGGUGAAGCAGUCAUCGGAACAGUAAUCACUCUUUACCUUCAUACAGAGCUUCUACCGCACCACAAUCACAAGGCUGGCAACGUGAUCAUUGGAACAUCUCUCUCCUAUGUCUGGAAAAGCCUACACGACAGCAUGCUCUGUAUCAGUUUUACCACUAAAAUGGAGAAUAGCACCUGAUUAUUGUGGAAAUUUCGGCAUGAUGACCACAUUAUAUGAAAUCUCGCGAAAAUAACAGUGACCAGCGAACAUUUUAGUCGGCUGCUGUUCCCAUAGCAACAUGACAUAUAUGCUUGUAGUGUGACCUUGAGAGGUCAGAGGUCUUUUAACUACCAGUAGUAGUGAGAACGACUGGAAUGAAGGCUUAUUUAUAAUACUCAGUCAGGUAGUGUUUUACACAAUCUUACAUCAGCAAUCAUGGUUUUAAUCUCAAACUGUCAAAAGUACUCGGACAUGGUUUGUGACAAAUCAGUCAUUAUUGGAACCUUCUCUUUUGUGAAGUAGGGAAUUAAGUAUGAAUUGUCAAAAUAUUGUAUUGUCAAGUUCAAUAUUUUCUUUUUUCUUUUUAUAAGAAUUUUUUAAAUAACAGAUUUGCCCUAAUAAGCUUUUUUAGUGUUUAUGGGCUAUUAAGAUUAUAAUAAUUCAAUAACAGAUAAUAUGAGGGGUUUGAAUAUUUACCCUCAAUGAUGGUAGAAGUAGGGGAUUCAAUGACAAUAUUUGAUAAUGGAAUUUUUCUAGUAGAAUUUUAUAUUAUCAACUGUGCCAAAAUAUACUCUCAUCUCAUUGUGAGUCAAGUAGAUUUUAGAAAACUCAUUGGAUGUUAACAUUGUUACAUGACUCUAGUAUACAUACAUUGUACCAAUAAUCUGCCAUCUUGGAUUGAAUCUUGUUUUUACAGUAUAGUAUGUAGUGCAGUCAGCCUUAAUGCUUGUGGGGCAACUAGACAUGACUGUUUUUAAAUUUUGCAAUUUUUGUCAUUAUAUAUAACAUAGACAAUUGUAUGAUCUAUAUACAUUAUUUACUACUCAAAUACUUAUAAAAGAAAAAUGACAUGUAUAAUUGUACUGUUGAAGGUCAUCAAUUUGACCCAAAUACAGGUCAAGGUCAUGUAGCAUUAACAGCUGCUCUAUGUAGAAUUCCCAGCAAUACAUUGGAAUAUUAACGUGUAGUUUGUUCUCUAAAUAAGAUGCUUUUUAUUUUUUAUUUGGCUUUGGAUACAUUACCUGCUACAUGUAGCUUUGGUGGAACUUUAACAACAAUCAGAGAUAGCUGGACAUUCAUGUCCCCAUGACCUCUCUUGUCUGUCAAUGUCAGACCCAAGUCUGAUGUAAGAGGAGGGGUGGAGGGGUGCAGCAAAUACAUUCUCAUUAUAUAAAUUACUUAUUUUUAUAAGAAAUUGGGUUGAAUAUAAGAAAUUAGGUUGAAUGGUAACAUAAGGUCAAGGUCACAAAUGACCUUGGAGUGUGAAGAGUAUAGCCCUAUUUAGUCCCUCAGUGACACUCACAUCUCCGUUCAGUACCUUUCCCUAUGCACAAUCCUGUUGAUAGAUAAUCUAUGGAACACUGAAAAAAACUCUUUGUUUACAUAUACUUUCAGCUAGGCCGUUGGUAGGGAUUGGGAGCUAUGCCCUUAGAUAAUAGUGUCCAGCAUGACCCUUGAUCUUGAUUAGGAAUUUCUUGCUGGACACUUGCCUUUGGGUUUAAAUUUCCAGCUAGGCCUUUUACCUUGUGUAGGAAUUUCAAGCUAGGCUUUUUUGAAGCAGUGUCCAGACCCAAUAUAGGCUGUUGACUGAAAAAACAGAUACUCGAAAAGAGACUUUUUUUUUCCCUUAUCAAGUGCCAAGUUACUUUAAACAUCCUCUCCUUCAAUUCACAAUUGAUCCAUCGUUGGGAGGUUCUAUCUAGAACUUACAGGUGUGUAGAGGUUCUAUCUAGAACUUACAGGUGUGUAGAGGUUCUAUUUAGAACUUACAGGCGUGUAGAGGUUCUAUCUAGAACUUACAGGUGUGUAGAGGUUCUAUCUAGAACUUACAGGUGUGUAGAGGUUCUAUCUAGAACUUACAGGUGUGUAGAGGUUCUAUCUAGAACUUACAGGUAUGUAGAGGUCGACUUGCCCUGUUUUCCAACAAAUCCAUAAAUAGGUAAAAACCUAGAUGUUUGAGAGUUGUAUAUGAAGUGUUAGCUAUAUAGGUAUAGUAUGUAAGUAAUAUAUCGCUAGGUGGUGUAUAUAUAAUAGAUCUCUGCAGCAGAGCUUGCGUACUACUGUUAAUGUGUGUUAAAUCUUUAUUUUUAAUUCAGUAUACGAGUGUUAAUAUAUCAUCAGCUGUUGUGAUGUAUACCUUAUUGUUUAUAUUUAUGUUCACUGUUUUAGUUCGUGAUCUGAAUAUUAUGCCAGUAUAGACUUGUAGGUUUUCUGCUUUCUUGUUAUCUUAUCAAUACAGUUUUAUGAUCUUAUGAGAACAUUUGAUAGUUUUAGACCAAAUCUCUUUAACAUUGACAUACUUUUAUGAUGUACACUGAAUUUUUAAGUCUUUGGUCACAUGUAAGGUGCUCCAGGUGGUUAUCACCAUAGAAACUCAAUGUAGUGUCAAAGUGCAGGUCACCUAUCACUACUUUUACUCUUAACAAAAAAUUAUGUAUGAUUAACAGGUGUUGUACAUUUUUAACCAGGUUUUUUUUUAGUCUUUCUGAUGUUUUAUGCAUCAUUUAAAAUUUACAUGUUUAUUGCAUGUGAUGAGGUUUUUAACAGAAAUAAAACUGAUCAUGUUUACUUGUGACCGUGUAUAAUACAACAUAUCCCCUUAAUCUUUGGAAUAAAAGUUUUUAGCCAUAAAUGGUGCCAUGUUGUAUACAAGUCACUUAUCUAGUUUAUACAGAAAUUCUGGUUUCUGAAAUUUUUUUUUCCAAAUAUCUGGAUCAUCAAGAUACAAAUAAUCUACUAUAUGUACGAUGUAUAGUCGGUCAGCUGACCAGUACUAUGUACUGUGUAUGGUCGGCCAGCUGACCAGUACUAUGUACUGUGUAUGGUCGGUCAGCUGACGGGUUCUAUGUACCGUGUAUGGUCGUUCAGCUGACCGUACUAUAUACUGUGUAUGGUCGGUCAGCUGACCGGUACUAUGUACUGUGUAUGGUCGGCCAGCUGACCAGUACUAUGUACUGUGUAUGGUCGGUCAGCUGACGGGUUCUAUGUACUGUGUAUGGUCGGCCAGCUGACCGGUACUAUGUACUGUGUAUGGUCUGUCAGCUGACCAGUACUAUGUACUGUGUAUGGUCGGUCAGCUGAUCUGUACUAUGUACUGUGUAUGGUCGGUCAGCUGACCAGUACUAUGUACUGUGUAUGGUCGGUCAGAUGACGGGUUCUAUGUACUGUGUAUGGUCGGCCAGCUGACCGGUACUAUGUACUGUGUAUGGUCUGUCAGCUGACCAGUACUAUGAACUGUGUAUGGUCGGUCAGCUGAUCUGUACUAUGUAUUGACUACAUGUAUUUAGGUAUAUAUAUAUAUGUAAUGUUCUGUGAUCAUUCUGCCAUACUAUGAUAUAUCUCUGUAAUACCUGUAGUUUAACACCUUAAUAUUUACCUGUUAUAUACAUUGUAAACAGUAGUCUUUUCAAUCCUCAGAAAUUUAAUGGACUUUCUCAACAGUUGAGAUUUUGAGAUAAGCUCACUACUAUAAAAUUACUGCAAUAUCUUCCCUAUAACUGCUGAUAUUAACAUUAUUUUCCUCAGAACUGGGUGACAUCCAGUGUCCAGCAUCCUACCUUGCCAUUCUUUAUUUCCCCUAUCAUGUAUUGCAUUAUUAUUUGUAACAUGUUGUAGAUUUUGUGAUAAUUUGCUUUAAAUUUAUUGAACAUUUAUUGAAGAAUUAAAUAAAAAUGAUAAAAAAACAUAAUGAAAAUAAA